UGUCUGCCCAGACUUGCGAUCGUGAGGUUGACAAUGCUCACGGAGAGAUGCCUGGGAUUGCUAUACUGUGGCUUGUAUCUCUGGGCAUCUUUGUUUCUCUCUUUUUUGAAAGUCUCCCAGCAAGGUGAAAACCAAAGACGGCUAUAUCGAGAACUACUGAAAAAUUACAAUCGAUUGGAACGGCCUGUUGUGAAUGACUCACAACCCCUUGUAGUAGAACUGCAACUUUCAUUGCUGCAGAUAAUUGAUGUGGAUGAAAAGAACCAGGUCUUGAUAACAAAUGCGUGGCUACAGAUGUCCUGGAUCGAUGCAUAUUUGUCAUGGGAUCAGUAUGAAUAUCCAGGAGUUCAGAAUCUGAGAUUUCCAGCUGAUCAGAUUUGGGUGCCAGAUAUUCUUCUGUACAACAGUGCAGAUGAAAGAUUUGAUGCAACAUUUCAUACAAAUGUUUUGGUAAACUAUUCGGGAUCAUGUCAGUAUAUACCUCCAGGUAUUUUGAAGAGCACAUGUUACAUUGAUGUCCGCUGGUUUCCUUUUGAUGUGCAGAAAUGCAAUUUGAAAUUUGGUUCAUGGACACACAAUGGCUGGCUGCUUGAUCUGCAGAUGCUGGAAGCUGAUAUUUCCAAUUACAUAUCAAAUGGUGAAUGGGAUUUAGUGGGUGUCCCAGGCAAAAGGAAUGAGCUGUAUUACGAGUGCUGCAAAGAGCCAUACCCAGAUGUGACUUACACUGUCACAAUGCGUCGUCGCACCCUCUACUAUGGGUUGAACUUACUGAUUCCCUGCGUCCUUAUAUCAGGCUUAGCUUUGCUUGUUUUCUUACUUCCAGCUGACUCUGGAGAAAAAAUAUCUUUGGGUAUUACUGUUCUUCUGUCCUUGACCGUUUUUAUGCUCCUUGUAGCAGAAAUAAUGCCUGCCACAUCAGAUUCGGUUCCCUUAAUAGCUCAGUAUUUUGCAAGCAUCAUGGUCAUUGUUGGCUUAUCUGUAGUAGUAACAGUCUUGGUGCUUCAGUUUCAUCAUCAUGACCCUCAAGCAGGAAAGAUGCCCCAGUGGGUCCGGGUCAUCUUGCUGAACUGGUGUGCUUGGUUUCUGAGAAUGAAGAAACCAGGGGAGCACAUCAGGCCUCUCUCUUGCAGGUACGGCCACUCAAGGCACCAGUCCAGCGUCAGCAGCGUAGAAAUGAACAUCUUACCAGGACACCAGUCUAGCAACGGCAACAUGAUCUACAGCUACCAUGCCAUGGAAAAUCCCUGCUGCCCACAGAAUCAUGAGAUAGACGCCAAGGGCGGAAGGGGCCAGAGCUCUUCACCUGAAGAUAAUGACAGUACGCAGAGAAAAGUUUUAAUGGACACCAUCCCAGUGAUUGUGAAAAUCCUGGAAGAGGUUCAGUUCAUUGCAGCCCGUUUCAGAAAACAGGAUGAAGGGGAAGAGGUCUGCAGUGAAUGGAAGUUUGCAGCUGCUGUCAUAGACAGAUUGUGCCUUGUGGCAUUUUCACUUUUUGCCAUCAUCUGCACGCUCACGAUUCUAAUGUCUGCUCCAAAUUUUAUUGAAGCUGUUACAAAAGAUUUCACAUAAGGAUUUCAGAAAUGAACAGAAGAAUGCUCCAGUGUAAUUGGAAAUUAUGAAAUGAUGCCAUUAAUUUCAAAGAACAAUGAGAUUUAAAAUGAGAUUUAAAAUUUAAAAUAACAGACUUUCUGAGCUGAAUUCAAUAUAAAAAAAGUCGGCAUGUGUUUCAAAUUCCAAUUGUCUCCCCAGUGUUAGAUAUAGCUACAGAAUUCAGUAUUUGGCUCUGUUAUUUGUUUCUAAAUAGUGUCUUCUCCCUAUACUUGUGAUCAUAAUCACUGAUAAUAUUAGACAAGAAAUCAGAUACACAGCAUAACUUUCCUGAGUAAAUAGAACAUAUAAAUGGUACUAGGAAACACUAGUGAACAUGUUGCUGCAUUGGUAAAUUCUUCCUAGAAACAUGAUCUUUGCUAAAUGUAUCAUUUUCAAUAUUUUUGUUUGGCAUCUUUGUUUAACACAGAUUUCAUCUACAGUAAUGUAUUGAAUGUUAGUUGCUGUUUGCCAAAUAAAUGGCAAGUUUUAGCUUUUAUUAUCACUGUGAUAAUCUGAAACAUUCUCCACUUGAUAACAAUGUGAAGUCAGUGCAAUACUCUUUUUCUAAUAAGUUAAAAUGUUUUCAUUGUUGAAUAUUCUGUUUUUCUAUUACAUAAAUUACAUUCUUUCCCUAACUUGA
Messenger RNA from Candoia aspera, 2230 nucleotides. Its product is annotated as neuronal acetylcholine receptor subunit alpha-7-like. The record is from RefSeq and is a predicted model, not a curated record. Gene Ontology annotation, biological process: nervous system process; signal transduction; synaptic transmission, cholinergic. Gene Ontology annotation, cellular component: synapse; postsynaptic membrane; acetylcholine-gated channel complex. Lineage: Eukaryota; Metazoa; Chordata; Lepidosauria; Squamata; Candoiidae. Gene Ontology annotation, molecular function: acetylcholine-gated monoatomic cation-selective channel activity; acetylcholine receptor activity; acetylcholine binding. The transcript is spliced from 10 exons. Bases 34 to 1569 code for a protein of 511 amino acids.